CUCGGAAAUCCUUCCGGGUAGCGGUUUAUUUCAGAGUAAAUAAAGCUAGUUACCGACAGUCAAAGCUGCUGUUUAAUAGGUUUUAGUAGAUUAAAUAAACUAACCAGCUAAUUAUGAGUUAACUAGAAGAUUAUUUUAAAAGGCAGAGUUAGAGGAGACAUUAAUAAUAUGGCGACAGGAGGCUCAAAGAAAAUGCGACCCAGGGAGCUCCCUCCUCUUCCACAGAGAAGCCAACGAGCACUACCCACAAUGCCAAGUCAAGACACAGCCGAGGUACCAGCUACGAAACACAAGAAGAGGAGGGCGAGGAAGGAGACGAAUGGAGUGGAUGAUAUGGACGAUCAGGGGCUCGAGAUGGGAGGCGUGGGCAGCCGGAGGGAAUCAGAGGUAGGAGAACAACUCGCGCUUGAAGCCACGUCAGACGCGCCUCCACAGAGGAGGAAGAAGAAAAAGAAAACGGCGACCAUAGAUCUGGAUGAUGACCAGGCAGACCUGGUGAAUGGAGACACAGCAGAUCAGCUGACUGAUGGAGAAGAAGUGGUGAAAAAGACAAGAAAGAAGAAGAGGUCAAAAGUUGUUGAAUCGCAGCUUCCUGAUGAGCUGGACGUAGCAGAGGAUGAUAUUGUUACAGACACCCCUCCUCCGAUCCCCCAGCAUUCCCUGUUCACGGCGCCGCAGGGUCAGAGCCAGCUGGUGGGGAAAGUCUUUGUGGAGAGGAACAAGCGUUUCCAGCCUGCAGAGCGUUCGGACUGGAGGAAAACCAGCGUCCAGAUGGACAACAUGACAGAAUUUCAGCACGUUCAGCCGCUCUGGACAACUAGAGACAUUUCUAUCAGAGUGCACGAAGGCUUCAGGAUGUUUGGUCUGUACUGUCACGGCUUCCUGGCGGGCUACGCCGUGUGGAACGUGGUGGUGAUGUACAUGUUAGCGGGGCAGCAUCUCACCGCUCUGUCCAACCUCCUGGAGCAAUACAACAGCCUGGCGUACCCCUCGCAGUCCCUGCUCUAUAUGCUGCUCGCCAUCAGCACGGUGGCCGCCUUUGACAGAGUGAACCUGGCCAAAGGCUCCAUGGCUCUGAGGGAGUUUAUGACACUGGACCCGGUUGCUCUCGCCUCUUUCUUGUAUUUCUCCGCGCUGGUCCUCUCUUUGAGCCAGCAGAUGACCAGCGACAGAAUCAACCUGUACCCUGCCUUCAAUGCAACACUAUGGCCACCAGGGUCGGAGCAUCAGAUUCUUCACCCGUGGGUGACAGUAAACCUGGUGGUGGCUCUUUUGGUGGGACUGGCCUGGAUCUUCCUCGCGACACGACCGGAAAAAGAUUAUACUGAGAGUUACUUGAUGGCCAUGGAGAUCGAACCUCCCAAACCAGAGGACAAUUCAGAAAUGACCGCCUGAGAAGAAAAAAUCUGUAUAUUGACUUUUUUGGCAUUUUGCACAUUUUGUAUGAUGUAUAUUUUGUUCAUGAACUCUCUAGAUCAAUUUUGUAUUUUUGAAAUGUGAAUGUUUCUCUUUUUAAAUACAGUUUUAUCCAAU
Molecule: messenger RNA, 1533 nt
Organism: Labrus mixtus (cuckoo wrasse)
Lineage: Eukaryota; Metazoa; Chordata; Actinopteri; Labriformes; Labridae
Product: transmembrane protein 237A-like
Exons: 14
Coding region: 169-1395 (408 amino acids)
Biological process (GO): cilium assembly
Cellular component (GO): ciliary transition zone
Source: RefSeq, a predicted model, not a curated record